Messenger RNA from Penicillium soppii, 1323 nucleotides. RefSeq lists its product as uncharacterized. The transcript is spliced from 2 exons. Gene Ontology annotation, molecular function: alcohol-forming very long-chain fatty acyl-CoA reductase (NADP+) activity. Lineage: Eukaryota; Fungi; Ascomycota; Eurotiomycetes; Eurotiales; Aspergillaceae. The record is from RefSeq and is a predicted model, not a curated record. The coding region runs from base 1 to 1323 and encodes 440 amino acids. Gene Ontology annotation, cellular component: peroxisome. Gene Ontology annotation, biological process: long-chain fatty-acyl-CoA metabolic process.
AUGUGGGAAUAUUAUCAAAACAAAUCUGCUCUAGUGACGGGCGGAUCUGGGUUCUUGGGCACAGCCCUCGUCUACCGACUGCUAAGUCGUACGAAGACCUCUCGAGUUUACUUACUUUGCAGAGAUGGUCGCAAGAAGCUCGAAGCCAAAUGGAAGAAAGCUUUACCGCAUGAAAUUGCAAAGGAGCUGUGCGAAUCGAGUCGUCUGAUCGUAUUUGAUGGUGAUAUCGUCAAGCCUGACAUGGGACUGGAUAUACCCGAGCUAGAUGCCAUUCGGCACAACGUUCACAUCAUCAUUCACGCCGCUUCAUCGAUCAACUUAUCGAAGGGCCUGCCUAGCUUAAUGAAUACAGUUAUCAGAGCAACUGAGAAGAUUGCGAAUUUUGCAUUGACGUGCGACCACCUAGACCGUUUCGUCUAUGUGUCUACUGCAUACGCAAAUACCCAUCUCUAUCAUCGCAGCGAGGAAGCCGACGUCGAAAUCAAAGAGAAUUUCUACGAUCUAGAAAAUGAAAUCACCGCUCUUCCUGAAUGGACAGAAGUACAAAAAUUCGGUACUAGCCAUUUCUACGAGGAGGAAAACUUCCCAUGGGCAUAUGCCUAUGCUAAGAACCUCACCGAGCGACUCCUUUUGCAACUAUUCAGCGAUGAGGAUCUCAGCCACAAACUUCUCGUUGUACGACCAUCAGUUAUUGGACCAGCGCAGAAUUUUCCGUUUCCAGGAUAUAGCGUGCCUAUGUCAACUCCGUUGACUAUCUUCACGGCGGCCAUGAUAAUGACCCCAUCCUGGACAUUCCGAUCAUCGACACGGCUUGCAAGCCCAGAUGAUGAGGUAAACAUAGACGAGGUUCCCGUUGAUGUGGUGGUCGAUCGUCUUCUCUGUCAUAUGGCUUUUGGAACAAUCGGUUGUUUCCAUGCUGUGAGUGGCGAGAGAGCCCGGAUGUAUUUUCAUGGGUGGCGGAAGACAUUUACGCAACUUCGCAACAUACCAUGGGUACCGCAUCCUGUCUGGGUACUGCAAGACUGGAAGUCUCCAAACCAGCAUAUGAUGAGUCGACUUUAUGUGAUCUUAGGGGCAUCUUUCUGCUUCUCCGAACACCGUACCGUCUCCAUGAGCCUGAAGCUUCGAGCUGAAGAACUUGUAGGCCUUCAACUCUUCGCUUCGAUUCACCCAGAUAACCGGAUCCUUGAAAGAAUUGACGGAAUUCGCCAGGUUAUGGAUAUGUUUGCGAGUAAAAAUUGGUGGGCCUUUUUGAUUGUAUGGAUUUUCUAUCGCAACUUUGGCAAGGCGGCUCCUGGAUUGAAGCAAAGAUCUUCUUUUUAG